Molecule: messenger RNA, 4602 nt
Organism: Salvelinus namaycush (lake trout)
Lineage: Eukaryota; Metazoa; Chordata; Actinopteri; Salmoniformes; Salmonidae
Product: LETM1 domain-containing protein LETM2, mitochondrial-like
Exons: 10
Coding region: 482-1981 (499 amino acids)
Biological process (GO): intracellular monoatomic cation homeostasis
Cellular component (GO): mitochondrial inner membrane
Molecular function (GO): ribosome binding
Source: RefSeq, a predicted model, not a curated record
CCUUUUCAGUGAAGUAGCGGGGUUUCCACUAGAUAACAUUGCUACAAACUCAAAACUGUUGUUAAUUUAAGGUUAGGCGUAAGGUUAGCAAUGUGGUGAAGGUUAGGUUUUAAAAUCAGGUCUUAAGAAGAUAAAUUGUAGAAAUGGGCGGGAUUUAGCCAUAAUUAUGACUGAUAAUUUAACUGGUGACGACCCAGGAGCAGCGUUAGGUCACUGUACCAAAUAGGCAAAGUUGGUCAAAAGGGUACACGACGUUUCUCAAAGGAAUACUAGUAAUAAUAACGCCGGAAAUGGGUUUAUUAUCUCAUCAGCCUUGAUUUUCGUCGCACAUCUUCAAUCAGCACACAACUGUGAAUGGAUUGUAACGUUACUAUUUUGCUCUUUUAGACAAGCUUUACGACGCCCUGUCGGCAGCCAUAACAUAGCUCUCUCGAGAACAAUUUGACGUUCGAGGAGACCUCGAUCUGCCGGUAUAACAACAAUGGCAGUGUUCAGUGCACAGGUGCUUCUGGCAGUAACAAGAUCAAGGGGAUCUUACCUGCUGUCUAAGAGGCACAGCUGCUGCCCUCUCACCUCCACCGCCUAUGUCCAUCACAACCUGGAUCCCCCCAGCUCCCUGUCGUCCUUACCCUCCCUCAGGCAUUCCAGGUCUGGCUACCCUCACUGUGUUCGGCUCCACGGUUUCAAGAACCACAAUACCACUCUGCUGGCCAGAUCUCUGCACAGCUCCUGUGUCUGGCUGCAGGACACCAAGGCCCCUGCCACCCCAGCCCAGGAUGACCACCUAGGGACCCCUAAGAAUGGCCCCCCUGCACCCCAACCUCCAGCCCCUGCUCCCCCUGCUGCUACCACUGUUGCGGCUGCAGCUGCCCCUACGGUCCAGGUAGUAAGGAAAUCUAUUGGCCAGAGGAUAGUGGAUGAGCUGAAACACUACUACAACGGCUUCAGGCUGCUGGGGAUCGAUACCAAGAUCGCAGGGAGGAUGGUGUGGAGACUGCUGCACGGACAACUGCUCUCACGCAGGGAGAGGAGACGGCUGAUGAGGACAUGUGCUGACCUGUUCCGCCUGCUGCCCUUCAUGGUCUUCAUCAUCGUUCCCUUCAUGGAGUUCCUGCUUCCUGUCUUCCUCAAGCUCUUCCCUGAGAUGCUGCCCUCCACUUUUGAGACCGAGACCAAGAAGGAAGAGAAGCAGAAGAAGGGUCUGGCUGCUAAGCUGGAGCUGGCUAAAUUCCUCCAGGAGACCAUAGCAGAAAUGGCCAAGAGGAACAAGACCAAGGCUCUGACAGAGGACGAGACGCAGCGCUUCUCCACCUACGUACAGAAGGUGCGUCACACAGGGGAGCAGCCCACCACUAAGGACAUCGUUAAGUUCUCCAAGCUGUUUGAAGACGAAUUGACGCUGGAGCAUCUAGAGCGCCCCCAGCUGGUGGCCCUGUGUAAGCUGCUGGAGCUCCAGCCCAUAGGAACCAAUAACCUGCUCCGCUUCCAGCUGAUGAUGCAGCUGAGAACCAUCAAAGCAGACGAUGAGGUGAUCGCCACUGAGGGUGUGCCUGCUUUGAGUGUGUCAGAGCUACAGGCAGCGUGUCGUAGCAGAGGGAUGAGGUCACUGGGUCUGACCACUGACCAGCUACGCCAGCAGAUGCAACAGUGGUUGGACCUGCACUUGAAGGAGAACGUCCCUCCCUCUCUGCUGCUGCUCUCCAGAGCUAUGUACUUGACUGACGUCAAACCCAUUAUACCCGUCAUACCCCCUGUACCCAAACUAGAGAAGGCCACUCUAGCUGAGACCCCACAGGGAACAACAGCCUCCUCCUCAGACUUACUAGUGGACGCAGCUCUGGUCAUCAAAGACAUGCUGGUGGAAGAGGUUAGAGACCCGGCUGCCAUCGUCUCAGACAAACCUCCCACCCCUGCCCAGAUUGUUCAGGCUGAAGAAGCAAAGGCGUCCCAGAAGAGCAAGAUAAGUGUCAACGGAGUGUGAGGAGGACUGAAAGGGCUUGACCGGAAAGGGCUAUCAAUCAAGCUAAUCUACAUCAAGAGGGAUCAGUCAACCCAAUCACCCCUCUGCCCCCCUUAACACCUUCUCCUUAUCCCAAAGACCAGGGGGCGUGAGUCUGUAUCCAAGUCCCCCGUCCUCACUGUCUAGCCAAUGGGGGCUCGCUGUGUGAUGAAAAGGUCAUAAGAUCAUCACAUGAGAUGAUGUCAUUAGAGCAGACAACGCUUGCCUAAAAUGCCACUUUGCUCAGGAUCAGACCACUCUGGCUACACCUGGAGUGAGACCGCUGGCAGGUGUUUAAAACGGGACACCCACCUCUGCUUUGUCUGAUUAGUCUCUGGUUCUUCUUGCCUGCAUCUAUUUGGUUUACAUGUUAUGUACUCCAUCCAUUUGGGUUUCACACUCCAUCUCAGCAGGACACUGUUACGUCAACUCAGAAAAGUCCCUCAACUGGGAUUACCUUUUCGUUUUGUUUUAAGGAUCACAGUUACCCAGUGAUGUAACAAAUAUUAUGUCCUUGAAGAGUAGAUGCAUCCUCUCAAGAUGUACCGUUUGGCCCAGUGUUCUGGUUGGUUGGUUUUGGUGUAACUUCAGUCUGUUUCACUUCCGGUUGCAUGCAGCCUGGUCUCAGAUUUCGGUUAUAUUUUGACCUAGCCUGGUCUCAGAUUCAUUAGGUGCUGAAACGAAAUCCUCUUGACUAGAAACACCACAAAGGCGAAAGCAGCGUGUGGCUGUGGUGUGUUAGGGGUCACCUGCUGGCUUUCAACCAUUCGUCAAGGUGUGUUUUCUUUUAGUUGGCCCGCUCAUCUCCAGAUCUGGAUCAGACUAACGUAGACCACCACCACCAACCCCCCCCCUCCCGUGUAUAUUUGUAAAUACCCUGUAAAUUGUUCUCCGUGUCUGGCAGAAAAGGUACACCUGCUCUGUACGUUGGUAAUGCCACGCCCUCAAGCUCUCCCAACUAAAGAGUUCUAUGAACUUUUACCCUCUUAUUUUGUCUUGUUUGUUGAAUAUUGAAUCGAAGACUGGGCAACUCUUUACAUUAACUUGCCUUCAUACCAUGAAGUUUCUCUCUAACUACUCUGGUAACGAGAAUGUAAUUGUUUAGCUCAAAAUGGUCUUUGCAAAUAAGGAAUAUAAGCAAUGAUUGAUGUGUAAAGGAAAUUGGGCAAAUUGUCUAGGUAGUUACAAUGGUAGUUGCAUUUGAAUUACAACAGAAAAUGUAACACGUGGUAUCUGCAAUUUAUUGUGAAGCGUGACACUAUGACUGAGUGGUCCAAUGUCAUUUAGCAGACGCUCUUAUCCAGAGCGACUUACAGGAGAAAUUAGCGUAAAGUGCCUCUGUCGAUGUGCCCUAGUAAGCUCGGGGAAUCAAACUAGCGCCCUUUCGGUUUCUGGCCCGACACUCUUAAAACCACUUGAUUACCUGCUGCUGUAAUUGUAAGCUAGCGAGAGAGUUCACUCCUGAUAUACAGGAGAGGUUGUAGGAGCACCUACAUCCUGAUAGUCAACACAACUGCCAGUCUGGGGACAAAUGGACUAUACAGUGUAUAUGUUGUGUUAAUGCUCUUCUACCCUUGAUUUACACAUUUAAAAGCAAAUACUUGACUUUGACAGCUAUUGGAAAUGAUCCAUACCCACUGUUAAAACUAAACUAGAGAAGUGUCUGAAGAGUUUAUUUGAGCGAAACCGCAUGAAAAUGCAGGAUUUGUGAACUCUUAAAGAAUUGCACAAGAAAGUGUUACAUUUUAUUUUGAGAUGUGGUUCUCGAAGAACUUGAAAGAUGGCCGAUAUUUGACGGUGAAACUCCUAGUACCUAUCCUGCUUACGUAUGUAAACACAAUUAUCUGAUCGAGAAGGUUCUUGGAAGGUUUACCACAUAAACAUGUAGUAUGUGUACUGUGUAUGUUUCAUAUUUCAGUGUGUGUGUAUGAGAGUGUGUGCGUUUGGUGUUGCCUUAGCCUUGAGGAAAACCUCUUUCAGCAUCAAGUUAGGGCAGGGUUUCCAAAACUUGGUCCUUGGGCUACAGCUGGGUGCAUGUUUUGGGUUUUUGCCCUAGCGUUACACAGCUGAUUCAAAUAACCAACUCAUCAAGCUUUGAUUAUUUGGACCGAGUUUGGGGAAACCCUGAGUUAGGGGAUUCACUUUAUGAACCCCUCCAAGCAAAUUGCAUUACUUCACUGAUUAGUCAGUGGCUGACCGUUCACCCUUUCUGAAUGGAAUAGAAUGGGCUUCAUAGUGCAUCUUCCUCUCCCAAUCACUGAUCUGUAGGUGAGUGUAUAAGCGUAACCAAGAUGUCCACCCUUCUGCUUUGACCAAUCCUCUCAGAUCUGUGAUUAAUUCAAUGGCGGGUAGAGAGGACUAUGAGACCAGGAAUUCUCCUUUCCAUCCUUUAUUUUUCUACUUGGUUUAAGGAUUGUUAUGCAAAUUAAUGUACAGCCAGAUCUGUAAAAAGGUGCUUUGUUACCUCUACUCUCUGUGGGAUGUCUCCUCUGCCUGUUCCCCACUGACUACUGGAAGCAAUCCCAAUUCCCCUGCCUUGUUCCUUCUUUUGGCUCCCUUCAUGUCGAUAAAUGGGUGAAAGGAAUUCACCAUAUUAUUGCUUA